CUGGGUAUUGCAGAGGUGAAACUCUUUCUGGCACUUCCAUGAACUGGCAAAUAUAGAAUGACUUCUCCAGCAACUCAAUUUGCCCCCUCGAGACAGAUGGGUAUAUAUGAUUCACUACACCAGAUAAGCAUGUGGGAGGACGCAUUCAAAGGUGAUAUUAGCCCAAACACAGAUGUUUCUGUAAUUUCACAAGUGGAUGCAAUGCUAAAAAACAAGUCAGAAUACGCUUCUCCAGAAUUGAUGGAAUCUACGGGAAUUAAUCAAGCAACAAAAAGUACUUCAGAUAAGGUACAAAGACGUCUUGCACAAAAUCGUGAAGCUGCCCGCAAAAGUCGUUUGCGGAAAAAGGCCUAUGUUCAGCAAUUAGAAACAAGCCGUUUGAAGUUGGCACAAUUGGAACAGGAACUUGAGAGAACUAAACAGCAGGGUGUCUACAUUGGUGGUGCAUUAGGUACCGGUAAUUCAGGAUUUCCAGGAACUAUAAAUCCAGGCAUUGCUGCAUUUGAGAUGGAAUAUGGACACUGGAUUGAAGAGCAACAGAAGAAGAGCUGUGAACUUAGAAAUGUGUUGCAGGGUCAUAUAAGUGAUAUAGAGCUCCGUAUGCUAGUGGAGGGUGGCUUAAACCACUAUAAUGAUCUCUUCCGCAUGAAAGCACAUGCUGCAAAGGCCGAUGUCUUCUAUCUGAUGUCUGGUGUGUGGAGAACAUCAGUGGAGCGCUUUCUCCUCUGGAUUGGAGGAUUGCGCCCAUCAGAGAUUCUAAACAUUCUUGUGCCACAACUUGAGCACUUGUCUGAUCAACAAAUUAUGCAUGUCCGCACCCUGCGAGACUCAUGUCAACAAGCUGAGGAUGCUCUCUCGCAAGGAAUGGAUAAACUCCAGCAGACUCUAGCCCAGAGCAUUGCAACUAAUAUUGUAGGUGCAGUAAAUUACGGUUCUCAGAUGGCUUCAGUAAUGGAGAAUCUGGAAGCACUGGAGGGCUUUGUGAACCAGGCAGAUCACCUUCGCCGGCAAACUCUGCAGCAAAUGUCUCGCAUCUUAACAACUCAUCAAGCAGCCCGAGGCCUGGUUGCACUGGGAGACUACUUCCAACGUCUUCGUGCUCUCAGUUCACUUUGGGCUGCUCGUCCUUGUGAUCCUGCUUAGUAUACUUUGGUCCAUAAACCAUCAUAUCUAGGUCAUCAUACGUGCCAUCAAUCAUGCCUGAGCUGCAAAGGGAAUAUGUAAUUUUAGCUUUUGCUUUUAUGGAGUACAAUUAACUGCUUUUAUUUUUUCCAGUGUAUAUAUA
Ilex paraguariensis (yerba mate) is the source of this 1285-nucleotide messenger RNA. The record is from the annotation of a GenBank genome assembly. Lineage: Eukaryota; Viridiplantae; Streptophyta; Magnoliopsida; Aquifoliales; Aquifoliaceae.